Molecule: messenger RNA, 3288 nt
Organism: Linum trigynum
Lineage: Eukaryota; Viridiplantae; Streptophyta; Magnoliopsida; Malpighiales; Linaceae
Source: the annotation of a GenBank genome assembly
AUGAUAAUCAAGCGGGACUUGAAAUCGCGAAUGCCGAGUCUCAAGCGGUGUAAACUCGAGGAGUCGGGGUGUGAGCCGGACGAUACCUCGGCUUCGUCGCGGAAGAAGAAGAGGAAGCUCGGCGGCGAUGGAUACUGCCCGCUCAAUUUCCUUGGCCAGGUCGCCAACGGCGUGAUUCCUGACGGAUUCCGUGGGAUUCUCGGCGGAGGUCACAGGGGAGGAGGUUUUGCGGCUUCGUGGUGCACCGAGGUGUCGUGCUCGUCGCCCGGUGAGGAGGAGUUGGAGUCAGACUCGCAAUUGGAGGUUCCGGUUGCCGUCGGAGGAAGUAGCCGGGCUGCGGCGGCUGAGGUUUCACGACCCCCGGUUGUCCGGACGUCCAGAGGCCGGGUUCAGGUACUCCCUUCCCGGUUUAACGAUUCAGUGAUUGAGAAUUGGAGGAAAGAGGAGAAGGCUAGUACUAGUUUGCAGGAUGAUAGCUUGGAGGAUGAUGUUGUCCAAUGUGAUGCCAGUACCAGUAGGAAGUUGAAAGAGAGAGUAAAGUUCAGCUCGAAAACUCCUAGGAUAGUUGCUAGUAAUGCCAGAAACCAGCGGAAUUACGACAGGGUUACUAAUUUCCACAGUAGUAAAGGAGCGGUUACUCUGUUUGACGAAGAAGACAGUCUAGAAGUGGAGUACAAAAGCUUCGACAUGAAAAAGUAUUCCAGUUCUCGAAGUACACUAACGUCGCUGCAUGAGCAAUUACCGGACGAUGACAAAUGUGGAAUCGUUGCUGUAACUGGCAGCGCAGAGAGGUAUAAGAAGAAAGACGGAUUGUUUGGGCCUGAGGACUUCUACUCCGGUGAUAUUGUCUGGGCAAAGGCAGGGACGAUGGACCCAUUUUGGCCGGGCAUUGUGAUUGACCCCAUGACUCAGGCACCGGAGCUGGUUCUAAGGUCUUGUAUACCUGACGCAGCUUGUCUAAUGUUUUUGGGCUAUUCUGGGGACGAUCAAAGGGAUUAUGCUUGGGUGAAGAGAGGCAUGAUCUUUCCAUUUAUGGAUUUUGUUGACAGGUUCCAGAAGCAGCCAUUGAAUGACUACAAAGCCAGCGAUUUCCAGAUGGCAAUCGAGGAAGCGUUCAUGGUAGAACAGGGAUUUACAGAGAAGUUGAUGCAGGAAAUAAAUCUGAUAGCUGGAAAUACCGCUUGUGAUGAACCGGCAUUAAGAUGGUUACAAGAGGCUAGCGGUUCAAACCAAUAUCAGGAUUCUCAAUCCCCAAACCAGGUGAUGUUCAUGAAGAAGAAGAAUAAGUGGUCUUGUGAAGGAUGUGGGAUUUAUCUGUCUCCUAAAUUGUCGAAGAAUACAAAAUCUCCAAGUCCAGGAGGCCAACUCUUAUGCAAAACAUGUGCCAGGUUAACCAAGUCAAAACAUUGCUGCGGAAUAUGUAAAAAGUUCUGGAACCAUUCAGAUAGUGGGAGCUGGGUGCGAUGCGAUGGGUGUAAGGUUUGGGUUCAUGCAAAAUGCGAUAAAAUUUCUAGAAAUCGAUUUAAGGACCUGGGGGCAACUGAUUAUUACUGUCCUCCUUGCCAAGCAAAGUUUAAUUUUGAAUUGUCUGAUUCAGAAAGAUGUGAGCCAAAAUCCAAGUCGAGUAUCGGGAAACAACCUCCACCUAACAAAGUUUCUGUAAUAUGUUCCGGUGUAGAAGGCAUAUAUUACCCAAGCUUCCACAUGGUUAUCUGCAAAUGUGGAACCUGUGGGACCGAGAAACAACCGCUGAGUGAAUGGGAGAGGCACACGGGUUCGAAAAUUAGAAAUUGGAGGACCAGCAUCAGGGUCAAAGAUUCCAUGCUGCCUUUAGAACAAUGGAUGAUGCAGUUGGCAGAGUAUCACGCACGCACUGUAUCAACUAAACCUUCAAAAAAGCCUUCCAUUAAAGAGCGGAAGCAGAAACUGCUGGCCUUUCUGCAAGAGAAAUAUGAGCCUGUUCAUGCCAAGUGGACAACUGAACGUUGUGCUGUAUGUAGAUGGGUUGAAGAUUGGGACUACAACAAAAUUAUUAUCUGUAACAGAUGUCAGAUAGCUGUUCAUCAGGAAUGUUAUGGAGCAAGGCAUGUACAGGAUUUUACUUCAUGGGUUUGUAAAGCAUGUGAAACUCCUGAAAUUAAGCGAGAGUGUUGCCUUUGUCCUGUCAAAGGCGGUGCUCUGAAGCCAACUGAUGUCCAGACACUGUGGGUCCAUGUUACAUGUGCUUGGUUUCGACCUGAAGUUUCUUUUGCUAGUGAUGAAAAGAUGGAGCCGGCUCUUGGGAUUUUAUGUAUUCCUUCAAAUUCUUUUGUGAAGAUUUGUGUCAUUUGUAAGCAGAUACAUGGGUCAUGCACCCAAUGCUGCAAAUGUUCAACUUAUUACCAUGCUAUGUGUGCUUCACGGGCUGGUUAUCGCAUGGAGUUGCAUUGCUCUGAGAAAAAUGGAAAACAAAUGACGAAGAUGGUUUCUUACUGUGCAUAUCACAGGGCUCCAAAUCCAGAUACAGUCUUGAUUAUACAGACUCCUGCAGGGGUAUUUUCUGCCAAAAGUCUUCUCCAAAAUAAGAAGAGGGCUGGCACACGGCUGAUCUCGUCUAGUAGUAUAAAACCCGAAGAAGUCUCCGCGGAAGAAAUGCCAGAGGUUGAGCCACUAUCUGCUGCACGGUGCCGGGUUUUCCAAAGAGCUAAUAACAACCGAAAGAGAACACCGGAUGAAGCUGUAACUCACCGCCUGACAAGAGUAUCUCACCAUCCUUUAGCCAUGAUACAGAGUUUGAAUGCGUUAAGGGUGGUAGAGGAGCCCAAAAGUUUUUCUUCGUUUAGGGAACGACUGUACCACUUGCAGAAAACCGAGCGCACUAGAGUCUGCUUUGGGAGAUCAGGUAUACAUGGAUGGGGCCUCUUUGCCCGGAGGAACAUUCAAGAAGGAGAAAUGGUUCUUGAAUAUCGAGGUGAACAGGUGAGGGGCAGUAUUGCAGAUCUGAGGGAAGCACGCUACCGUUCAGAAGGAAAAGACUGCUAUUUAUUUAAGAUCAGUGAAGAGGUAGUUGUGGAUGCAACCGAUAAAGGAAAUAUAGCACGCCUCAUUAACCAUUCAUGUAUGCCGAAUUGCUAUGCAAGGAUCAUGAGUGUGGGUGAUGAUGAAAGUCGCAUCGUCCUCAUCGCGAAGACAAAUGUAUCUGCUGGUGACGAAUUAACGUAUGAUUACUUGUUCGACCCUGACGAGCCGGAUGAAUUCAAAGUCCCGUGCCUGUGUAAAUCACCGAACUGCAGGAAGUUCAUGAAUUAG